Trichoderma atroviride IMI 206040 is the source of this 2274-nucleotide messenger RNA. RefSeq lists its product as uncharacterized. Lineage: Eukaryota; Fungi; Ascomycota; Sordariomycetes; Hypocreales; Hypocreaceae. The record is from RefSeq and is a predicted model, not a curated record.
CAGCCUGUUGUUCUCGGAUGAAAUAGCUGAGUUCUAAGCCUCAAGCCCCACAACUAAAAUGUCAAAACUGCCACACGAUUACCUGGAGAGAGUCUAUGCUGGAGUUCUCGGGAAACUUAUCGGCGUAUAUGUCGGACGCCCAUUCGAAAACUGGACUCAUCAGAGAAUAGUCGAAGAGCUCGGUCAUAUUCGCGGCUACGUUCAUGAAAAGGUCGGUGAUCCUCUCGUCGUCACCGAUGACGAUGUCUCUGGCACAUUUCAAUUCGUUCGAGCGCUAGAAGAGCAUGGAUGCCAUCCUGAUAUCUCCUCUGAAGACAUUGGAAAGACUUGGCUCAACAAUGUGAUUGAGAAUCGCACCAUAUUCUGGUGGGGUGGCAGGGGUAUGUCAACAGAACAUACUGCCUUUUUAAAUUUGAAGCGAGGCAUACCUGCACCUCUUAGUGGCGCGAUACGGACAAAUGGGCGGACAGUUGCUGAGCAAAUAGGUGCGCAAAUCUUCAUUGAUGGCUGGGCUCUAGUAGCUCCAGGGAAUCCCAGCCUUGCAGCCAAGUUUGCUCGCGCUGCUGGCUCGGUUAGCCAUGAUGGAGAGGCUGUAUAUGCUGCUCAAUUGUGGGCUGCAAUGGAGUCGGAAGCCUUCAUAUCACAGGAUAUCAAUCAUCUUCUCGAUGUCGGCCUUUCAACUAUCCCUGAAGAGUCUCUUGUUGCUCGUGUAAUCGGAAACGUUCGGAAAUGGGCCGCAGAAGAUAUGGAUUGGAUAAAAACCCGCCAGCGUAUAGAGGAGUCAUAUGGAUACGACAAGUUUCAUGGCAUUUGCCAUGUAAUCCCCAACCACGCCAUCAUGGUAAUGGCUGUACUUUACGCUAGCAAUGAUUUUGACGAAGCCAUGCAUAUCAUCAAUACCUGCGGCUGGGACACUGACUGCAAUUCGGGAAACGUGGGCUGCCUUGUUGCCAUCAUGCUUGGCCUCUCUGCAUUCCAAGGGGGCUAUGACUGGCGGGGUCCAUUGGCAGACCGUGCUCUCAUUUCGAGUGCAGAUGGCGGAUAUUCCAUCAAUAACGCUGCCCGGAUUGCAUAUGAUAUAACCAACAUCGGUCGACGACUAGCUGGCGAAGGUAACCUUGAGCCUCCAAAGCGUGACGCGCAAUUCCACUUUAGCCUUCCAGGAAGCGUCCAGGGUUUUCAGCUUUCAUGGCCGUCUGGCAGUGGGCAGGGCGCUUCAGCUGUGCUGCAGCAGCGAGUCAAUGGCACCCAUGGCCCUGGAUUGGCGAUAGAUGUGAAAAAUCUAGGGAUAGAGCAGGGCCAGAUUGAGGUUCUUACCCAGACCUUUACACCGAAAGAGGUCUUGGAUAUGGAGACUUAUGAGUUAAUGGCAUCACCGCUCCUAUAUCCAGGCCAGGAACUUAGAGCAAACGUAUACACUGGCGAUGAGGGAGUUGGCCAGAUAACCGUCAGGCUAAGGUUGAAGGUAUACGGCCGGAACGAUGAACUGGUCGUGGUUGAUGGCGGUUCUACCUUACUUGACCCCGGAGAGUAUUAUUAUCUACAUUGGAAAAUACCAGAUUCAAUGGACAGCCAGCCUAUUGAGAAGGUUGGUCUCGUGUUUAGCGCCGGUUCAUCAAGCCCUUAUAGUGGUACCGUUUGGCUUGACAGCCUUUCCUGGGAAGGCGUACCUGAUAUGGUACUCAGAGUACCUCGACAGCAGCCAUGUGAAUUCUGGCAUCGUGCUUGGGUCAAUGGCGCCGAUAAUUUCAGCAAAUACUCGUUUCUGAUUGCCCAAGGGCAAGGCGAGGGCAUCAUAAUCUACGGCACGCGAGAAUGGACCAACUACAGUAUCACAGUUCCGAAUUUCACAAUCAAGUUGGGGGCUCCAGGUGGUCUAGCCAUCAGAGUUCAAGGAAUCAACCGUUACUACGCCGUUACUUUCACUGCCGAUAAGAGGAUCAACAUCGUAAAGGCACACGAUGCGCACAGGAGCGUACUCUCAUCUGCGGCGUUUCCAUGGGAGUUGGACUGUACAUAUCGAGUAACUCUGAAAGCUGAUUACCACGAAAUCUCCGUCGAAGUUGGUGGCAUAAAAUUACAAGCUACUGAUAUUCAGUACGAGGGAGGAGGGCUUGGGCUUAUCGCAACAGAUGGCUGUGUUUCCGCAGACUGUUUUGUCAUUUCUUCAGUUUUUUUUAAUAACUAAAUUUGUCUUUCAAUUAAAUUCUUAUAUUAUUUAUGUAAUUGAUCGGGAAGUAGCUUAUAAACGUUCCGUAAUAUCUUAUAAGUAGG